Molecule: messenger RNA, 1411 nt
Organism: Drosophila rhopaloa
Lineage: Eukaryota; Metazoa; Arthropoda; Insecta; Diptera; Drosophilidae
Product: gustatory receptor for sugar taste 64e
Exons: 9
Coding region: 1-1383 (460 amino acids)
Biological process (GO): detection of chemical stimulus involved in sensory perception of taste; sensory perception of sweet taste
Cellular component (GO): membrane
Molecular function (GO): sweet taste receptor activity
Source: RefSeq, a predicted model, not a curated record
AUGGCCAGGACCACUGGAGAUCCUGCCAAGCGGCACAGGUGCAUCGCUCGCAUCAAAUUCUGGCGAAGAUCACGCGUUGGCAGCGAUGUCACUCUGGGAAUCAUCAAAUACAGAGUCGUCUCAAAGCCCUCAAGGCGAUUUCAGUUGUCUCAAAUUAGAGCUUGGCUUCUUCGGAUAAGGAAAGAGGAUUACAAAUACAUUGGGUCCUUCCAAGAAGCUAUUAAACCAGUCCUCAUCAUCGCGCAGAUAUUCGCUUUAAUGCCAGUUCGCGGAGUGAGCUCCAAGUUCGCUGAAGAUCUCACCUUCACUUGGUUUGGUAUUCGAACCUAUUACGCCUUGGUCACCAUCCUAUGUUUUGGGGUAACCUCCGGUUAUCUGGUGGCCUACGUCACGAAUGUGUCAUUUAAUUUUGAUUCCGUGGAGACCCUUAUCUUCUAUUUGUCGAUAUUCCUAAUAUCAUUGUCGUUUUUGCAACUGGCCAGAAAGUGGCCAGCACUUGCUCAGGAGUGGCAGUUGGUGGAGGCCAAGUUGCCUCCUCUAAAAUCGCCCAAGGAGCGCAGAUCUCUGGCCCAGCACAUCAAGAUAAUCACCAUUGUGGCCACCACUUGCUCUUUGGUGGAACACAUAAUGAGCAUGCUGUCCAUGGGUUACUAUGUGAACUCCUGUCCCCGUUGGCCGGGUCAUCCCAUCGACAGCUUCCUGUAUUUAAACUACUCCACGGUGUUCUAUUUUGUGGAUUACACCCAUUUCCUGGGACUGCUGGGAAAAGUGGUCAAUGUUUUGAGUACUUUUGCCUGGAACUUCAAUGAUAUUUUCGUGAUGGCUGUUAGUGUGGCUUUAGCUGCUCGAUUUCGGCAGCUUAAUGAUUAUAUGAUGAGGGAGGCCAGAUUGCCCACCAGUGUAGACUUCUGGAUGCAAUGUAGAGUUAACUUCCGGAACCUUUGUAAAUUGUGCGAGGAAGUAGACGAUGCCAUAUCCACCAUUACUUUACUCUGCUUCAGCAACAAUCUGUAUUUCAUCUGUGGGAAAAUCCUCAAGAGCAUGCAGGCGAAACCCUCGAUAUUGCAUACCUUGUACUUUUGGUUCUCGCUAUCUUAUCUACUUGGUCGUACCCUCAUCCUGUCACUAUAUAGCUCCAGUAUCAAUGAUGAAUCGAAGAGACCUCUGGUCAUCUUUCGACUGGUUCCCAGGGAGUUUUGGUGCGAUGAGCUUAAACGAUUUUCUGAAGAAGUUCAGAUGGACAAUGUGGCUCUGACAGGCAUGAAAUUCUUUCGUCUCACACGCGGUGUUGUCAUUUCGGUGGCUGGUACAAUCGUGACCUACGAACUAAUUUUGCUGCAGUUCAACGGCGAGGAAAAGGUGGCCGGCUGCUUUGAAAGCUGAACUUUGUGGGAGGGACAAAAGGCUAAAC